GAGAUAUCUUCUUCACUUUACCUGUGCUCCCAGUGUUCCAGGUGCCCUUACCCGCCCUUACACACCGGCCGCCCCGCCCCGCCCAUCAGGAUGUCUCGGAUUACUGCUGCCGAGUACGUACGCUUGAAACGCAAAGGGUACAAUGUUCCUGUAGAGAAGUCGCCGAAGGAGGUGGAAGAGGAGAUAAAAAGGAAAAAGGAGGAAGAGGAGGCGGAGAGGAGAGCGCAGGAGGAGCGACAGAGACAGGAACAGGAGGCCAAGGAGAAGAGAGACAGAGAGGAGAAGGAGAGAGUGAAGCGUUUAGAAGAGGAGAAAGAAAGGAAGGAACGAGAGGAAAAGGAGAGGAAGGAAAGGGAAGAGAAGGAAAGGAAGGAAAGGGAAGAAAAGGAACGACAAAUGCGAGAAAAGAAGGAGCGGGAGGAAAGGGAGAGGAAGGCAGAGGAGGAAAGGAAAGCAAGAGAAGCGAGAGAAGAGAGAGAAAGACAAGAACGUGAAGCGAAAGAGAAAAGAGACAGAGAGGAAAAAGAACGGAAAGAGAGAGAAGAGAGAAAACGCAAGGAAGAGGAGGAGGAGAGAAGGCGAAAAGAGGAACAGGAGAAAGAGAGAAAACGGAAGGAAAUGGAGGAAGAGAGGAGAAGGAAGGAGGAGGAAGAGAAAGAGAGGAAAAGAAAGCAGGAAGAAGAGAAAGAGAGAAGACGAAAACAAGAAGAAGAAAAAAGACGAAAAGAAGAAGAAGAGAAAGAGAAAAGACGCAAAGAACAAGAGGAGGAAAGGCGACGAAAAGAGGAAGAAGAAAAAGAAAGGAGACGCAAAGAGAAAGAGGAGAGAGACCGCGCCAAAAAGGAGAAAAAAAUGAAAGCAAGACAGGAGAAAAAAAAACUGAAAAAACAGACCAAAGAACAAAGACAACGGGAACUGGAAGAAGAACGGGAGAGAGAACGGGAACGGGAGAGGCAGGAGGAGGAGGAGGAAAGAAAGGAGAGGGAGGAGCUGAGGAAGAAAAAGGAGGAGACAAAGGAGAAGAUGAAGAAGAAGAAGGAGAGACUCCGAGACCCCAAAGCUCUCAAGAAUGAACGACUCGAAAACUUCCUGGGCUGGCUGCAGAACGGCAAGAAGGACGACAUGGGCAAGUCCGUCGAUCUCCUGGUCAGCGACGACGACGACGACGACGACUAAACCUUCGUCCGAUUUUUCAACGGCGUCUACGUGUCCACUGUCACUAAGAUGGCGGCGGUUUUGGAAUUUUUAAGUGAUUCAAGGGGCGGAUGCAAUGUAAGGUCGCUCGUAAAAGCCUUGAAAUGAUAUUGGAAUUGUUAGAAAGAACAUUGAAUCCUUGGAGUGAAGCCACCCGCCCCAACAACUAAUCCUCAUAUGAUUUUUAUAUAGUUCCUAUGCAAUAGAAAGUUAUGUUGAAACUGUUCAGUAACAUGAUAGUGUGCAUGUGGAAAAAGGUGUAUAUCCUCGAUAUGAAGAGCUGAUGGGAUUAUUUUUCUUCACAUUCGGGUCCGUUAAAAGUUGCUCAAGUCAAGGGAAAUUAUGAGACAUUUUCUUUCCUUAUUUAACCUUAUCGCGUUUGAAAAUGGUAA
Molecule: messenger RNA, 1586 nt
Organism: Eriocheir sinensis (Chinese mitten crab)
Lineage: Eukaryota; Metazoa; Arthropoda; Malacostraca; Decapoda; Varunidae
Exons: 2
Coding region: 91-1176 (361 amino acids)
Source: RefSeq, a predicted model, not a curated record